Molecule: messenger RNA, 927 nt
Organism: Loxodonta africana (African savanna elephant)
Lineage: Eukaryota; Metazoa; Chordata; Mammalia; Proboscidea; Elephantidae
Product: olfactory receptor 6E1
Exons: 1
Coding region: 1-927 (308 amino acids)
Biological process (GO): G protein-coupled receptor signaling pathway
Cellular component (GO): membrane
Molecular function (GO): G protein-coupled receptor activity; olfactory receptor activity
Source: RefSeq, a predicted model, not a curated record
AUGGGGAACAGCACCACUGUGGCUGAGUUUGUCCUGCUGGGGCUCUCAGAUGCCUGUGACCUGCAGAUGCUCCUCUUCCUGGGGUUUCUCCUGACCUACCUCCUCACUCUGCUGGGGAAUCUCCUCAUCGUGGUCAUCACCCUCAUGGACAGACGCCUCCACACCGCCAUGUACUACUUCCUCAGCAACCUUGCUGUCCUGGAGAUCUGGUUCACCUCAGUCAUUUUUCCCAAGAUGCUGAACAAUAUCUUAACUGGAAGUAAGACCAUCUCUCUACCAGGCUGCUUCCUACAGGGUUUCCUCUAUUUCUUCCUAGGUACCACAGAGUUUUAUCUCCUGGCAGUGAUGUCUUUUGACAGGUAUGUAGCUAUUUGUAACCCCCUGCGCUAUGCCACCAUCAUGAGCAAAAGGGUUUGUGUCCAAUUGGUCCUUUGUUCAUGGAUGACAGGAUUCCUUCUCAUCAUUGUUCCUAGUUCAAUCACAAUUCAACAGCCAUUCUGUGGCCCCAAUAUCAUUAAUCAUUUCUUCUGUGACAACUUUCCUAUCCUGGAACUCAUAUGUGCAGAUACAAGUCUGAUAGAGUUUCUGGGCUUUAUUGCAGCCAACUUCAGCUUACUGGGCACUCUCUCUGUGACAGCCACCUGCUAUGGCCACAUCCUCCACACCAUCCUGCACAUCCCCUCAGCCAAGGAGCGCCAGAAAGCCUUCUCAACCUGCUCCUCCCACAUCGUCGUGUCUUUCUUCUAUGGCAGCUGCAUCUUCAUGUAUGUCCGGUCAGGCAAGGGUGGCCAGAGAGAGAACAGAAGCAAGGUAGUGGCCCUUCUCAACACUGUGGUGACCCCAAUGGUCAAUCCCUUCAUCUACUCCCUGAGAAACAAACAGGUGAAGCAGGUGUUGAGGGAGCACGUAAGCAAGCUCCUCUCAUAA